Molecule: messenger RNA, 975 nt
Organism: Lithohypha guttulata
Lineage: Eukaryota; Fungi; Ascomycota; Eurotiomycetes; Chaetothyriales; Trichomeriaceae
Exons: 2
Coding region: 1-975 (324 amino acids)
Source: RefSeq, a predicted model, not a curated record
AUGGUAACAAAACAUGCGCUGCAGGCCUCGAAUGUGCCGUCGGACUCAGCAAACACCACAGCCAUCAGGAGUUUUGAUAUGGCAGGAAAGGUAGGCACUCAACGGCCGGGGGGCCGCCGCUUACGAAGAAGACACAAGAACCUCAGUAUUGAGGUUGUACCAGGUCGAAUCACUGACAAGUUCGCGAUCCGUGGAAGUCUCUGCGUCUCGCCGAGAGCGACUAUGCAAAGUCCACAAGCAGGCGUGACAUCCCCUACGCAAAACAGUUCAGGACGUCAACAUCGCAUGCAACCACCGUUGCGACCAAGUCCUCGAAGCUUAAGAGAAGCACGCCUCAAGAAGUUGUUGAAGAGUAUGGCUGAGUCAGAACUUGGUUCUGACACGAACGUCCUGCGAGAUCACCACUGCAUGCCACUUCUCAGAGGUCAUUACGAGGGUGGUUCUCGUGGUGCAGCAGAGCGUCCUCGGCCCGUUGGACACGGGGCACCAAGCGGAGAUAGCGACCCGAACAGUCCUGCGCAACAACUGAAUCAUCCCGACCAGGAACCACGGGCCACGGAGCCCAAUGUGCAUUUUCGACUUGCGAAUCUAGGAGCGGAACGGAUAGCAGACUUCGCUCACCAGGGCUAUGUCGUGGAUAUCGUGCCACCGGUUGCUGUUCAGAACCUGCCACUGACGCCGUCUACACGUCAGGUCGUCGACACUUUUCUAUGCCAUGGCCGCAACGGCACCAUAGCAGGAUACGGUCCUUAUCGACGAUCCUGUGCCCCUCCCACCGCAAAUACUUGGGGUCAAUGGGCAUAUGUCAGUCGUCUUGCAAUUUCUGAUAUUGGACGGGAUGGUCGUAGGAGAACACUGGCCCAUACUACAGAUGAAAUCCAUGCAAAGGAGAACGAAAAGUGGCAUGUUGCUCUUGUGCCACUCAACAGCAGACAAGCUAUACAACUGAGGGGCCUGCUAGAGAAUAAGAUAUAA